GUUGUUUGCCACCCACUGUCGAGGAUUGAAAACGCAAUCUGGCUUUGGACGUCGAGUCAGCGGGUCGCUUGUCUCUGCUCGUACGGGCAUUUUUGCUGGCUACCCGUGUCCCCGUUGGCAUACGCAUACAUUCUCGGGCAUUCAGCAAGAUCUUGAAAAAUGAUGCGCGAAGUAGUCCGCAUCCUCCUGGUUGGAGAUGAGCAAGUGGGAAAGAGUACGCUUAUCACGUCUCUGAUCAAAGAGACAUUUGUUCCAAAUAUUCAGCACGUUGUACCGGAAGUUACAAUCCCUCCAGAAUGGACGCGUGAGAAAGUGACUACCCGCAUUGUCGACUCUUCGCCCCGGCCUGAAAACAGAGAGCAGCUUGAUACCGAAGUGCGAAGAGCGGACGUUAUUUGCAUUGUAUACGCUAUCAACAAACCGGAGACAUUUGCCCACGUGGGCGAUUUUUGGUUGCCAUACAUACGAAAGUUAGGACGGAAUGUUCCAGUAGUGCUUGUAGGAAACAAAAUUGACGUAAGAGGGAAAGAUAUCACGAAUGAGGCGCUGGAGGAACAAAUAAUGCCGAUCAUGAAUGAGUUCAAGGAAGUAGAAACAUGUGUCGAAUGUUCGGCAAAACAGCCAUUGAACGUGUCGGAAGUCUUCUAUUUUGCUCAAAAAGCGGUCCUUCACCCGACGGCGCCUCUCUAUGACUCUCGCGAGCAUACAUUGAAACCCGCAUGUAUAGAGGCACUAAGGCGCAUUUUCAAACUGUGUGACCUUGAUAAGGACGGAAUAUUAAAUGACGAGGAAAUUAACGAGUUUCAGACAAAGUGCUUUGGUGCUCCGCUUCAAAGACAGGAACUAGAGAGCGUUAAAGAAGUUGUCCGAGAGAACGAGGUGGAAGGGGUGGUAGAUAAUGGCCUUACCGAGAUUGGCUUCCUCUUUUUGCAUACUUUGUUUAUACAGCGCGGGCGGUUGGAAACCACCUGGACAGUACUGCGACGUUUCGGUUACGGCGAUGAUUUGUCUCUGAGAGAAGAGUUCCUCUGCCCACCAUACGAAAUUACCCCGGGUGGCUCUGUUGAGCUCAGUAGUGACGGCUACAAGUUCUUCAUUGAUCUAUUCCAAACAUUUGAUCAGGAUAAAGAUGGUGCCUUGAAAGAAGCAGAAUUGGCCGAAUUAUUUUCUACGGCACCUGGAAAUCCGUGGGAAUCAACAGGCUUCCCGGAGACGACACUUACUGACGAGUCUGGUGCUGUGACCCUUCAAGGCUUCCUUGCGCAAUGGAGUAUGACGACUCUACUGGAUCACAAGACGACUCUGGCUUACCUGGCUUACUUGGGCUAUAACGGAGAUACGACGACUGCGCUGAAGGUAACGCGCCCACGAAAAGCAGACCGACGCCGAGGCAAAGUGCAGCGGAACGUUUUCCUGUGCUACGUUUUUGGUGCCACAGGUUCAGGCAAGACAGCCUUGUUACGAAGUCUAGUUAACAAGCCAUUUGAGGAACCAUACGUUCCAACCACCAGAUCGUAUUCCGUCGUAAAUUCUGUGGAAAUUGGUGGGGCGGAGAAGUAUUUGGUGAUGCAGGAAUUUGGGCCAAAAUUUGACUCUGAAGUGCUUCAGAACCGAAAGAGACUAGAGGCAUGCGAUGUUUUGUGUUUUCUAUAUGAUUCUGGAGACGUUAACUCCUUUGCUUAUGUCGCCAAUCUCAGGAAUCGCUAUGAGAUUGACCACUUACCAUGCGUCUUCGUGGCUACCAAGAGUGACACGGAUCUUGUGCCACAGCGAUAUGAUAUGCAACCCGAUGCCUAUUGUCGUGGACUAGGUCUUGCGGUUCCAAUAAGUGUAUCAAUAAAGGAUAAUGUGACCGCGGAGCUCUUUGGAAUGCUUGUUGGCGUUGCGAUGGAACCCGGCGUCGCGAUCCCAGGAACAAACAGAGGACCGGCCAACUUACGAGUGGUGCGUUAUGUUACCUUAACAGCUACCGUAGCAGCAAUAAUAGCGGCAGGAUUUUUGGGUUACCGGAUCUUACAUAAUAUUAAACAGAGUUCGUGAACAGCUGCAUAAUCCAUAGAGAAUAUUGCAUACUGAGAGUAUUUCAAUGAGAGUUCCACAGAAAAUAUAUUAUCCCAGUGAAGUACACAGCCUAUCUAUGUUAGUUGAGCUGCCUGAAAACGAGUAGCCAGAGAAUAA
Messenger RNA from Spizellomyces punctatus DAOM BR117, 2178 nucleotides. RefSeq names its product small GTP-binding protein domain. Bases 160 to 2040 code for a protein of 626 amino acids. Gene Ontology annotation, biological process: mitochondrion organization; regulation of mitochondrion organization; small GTPase-mediated signal transduction. NCBI's taxonomy places the organism in Eukaryota, Fungi, Chytridiomycota, Chytridiomycetes, Spizellomycetales, Spizellomycetaceae. Gene Ontology annotation, molecular function: GTPase activity; GTP binding; calcium ion binding. Gene Ontology annotation, cellular component: mitochondrial outer membrane. The transcript has 17 exons. The record is from RefSeq and is a predicted model, not a curated record.